Colletotrichum abscissum is the source of this 1608-nucleotide messenger RNA. RefSeq lists its product as uncharacterized. The transcript has 5 exons. NCBI's taxonomy places the organism in Eukaryota, Fungi, Ascomycota, Sordariomycetes, Glomerellales, Glomerellaceae. The coding region runs from base 1 to 1608 and encodes 535 amino acids. The record is from RefSeq and is a predicted model, not a curated record.
AUGGGCCUCUUUUCUCGCAAGGAAAAGGCCCCCAAAGCCUCGGGCAAGCCAUCGAUCAACACGUCAAACGUGAGCAUCGCCUCUGGUGCUUCCAGCAUCAAAUCACCACCGCCACGCAGCACUACAAUGAACAGGUCUUCCGGAACGAGCACGACGCCCGGCACGCCUUUGACGCCCUUCUCGCCUACCUCGAUACCCAAGGUCGACAUGCCGCGUCCUCCUGACCCGCAGCUUGACCCGGCAGGAUACCUCAGAAGCUUGGGGGCGGUUAGAGAACGAAGCAAAAUCGUCACGGACAAGGCGAUCCGCAACGAAUUGAAGCACUUUGACGUGGACAUGCGCAAGUUCCCAGACGUUGUGACGUUCGUCUCUCAGAUCAUCAAGAGAGACUACGACGCCCCGUACAAUUCGAUUCCUAGCCACGGAAGACACCAGCACUUCUGUGUCGGCGGUCGUGACCGCAUUGCACAGCUUCUUUCCACAUUCCCCGAAGAUGUCGACAACAGCGAAAAGUGUCGGCGCAUGAUCGACCUCUUCCUCGUGAGUGUGCUUCUCGACGCUGGCGCAGGCACAAAGUGGAGUUACAAGAGCACCGAGAACGGACGCAUAUACCGCCGGUCAGAAGGCAUCGCCGUAGCCAGCUUGGAGAUGUUCAAGAGUGGUCUUUUCUCCAGCGACAGCAGAAACAAGUUCCAGGUUGACAAGGAGGGACUGCGCAACCUGACCGUAGAGAGGGUAUCUGCAGGCUUGCAGUCGAAACCGGGCAACGAAAUGGCAGGCAUUGAAGGCAGGACACAAUUGCUCCAACGGCUAGCAAAUGCCCUGACCGAAAAGAGGGAAUACUUUGGCGAUAGCGGACGGCCAGGUCACAUGGUUGACUACCUCCUAUCGCACCCCUCGACUCAAGCUUCUUCGAUGCCCAUUGUGAUUCUCCCUACAUUGUGGAAUCUCCUGAUGAAUGGCCUCAUGCCCAUCUGGCCAGCUUCCCGCACCUCGAUUAAUGGCGUAUCUCUCGGCGAUGCCUGGCCUUGCCAAUCAAUGCCGCAACCACCGCAGAGUCCGACGACUUCACAAUUCUCACCAUUCCCGCCGUCUGCCCAGAACUCGACCGCGGCAUGGGAGUCUAUUCUGCCGUUCCACAAGCUUACACAGUGGCUCUGCUACAGUCUGAUGCAGCCUAUGCAGUCACUACUUCGCAUCCAUUUUGCUGGCGUUGAACUCCUCACCGGCCUGCCUGAGUACCGCAACGGCGGUUUGUUCAUCGACUUGGGAGUUCUUACGCUAAAGGCAGGCGAUUCCGAGAGAGGCCUCGAGCACUACGACGAGUACUGCAGAAGGACAAACGUCAAGCCAGUUGAAGUUGCACCAAUGUUUGAGCCUAGCGACGACGUGAUAGUCGAGUGGCGUGGUGUCACGGUCGGCUUCCUGGAUAGGCUUUGCGCAGAAGUCAACAAGCACAUGAAGAACGACCUGAAGGGCAAUCAGUUGACUCUCGCGCAAAUACUCGAAGCCGGAAGCUGGAAGGGAGGUCGUGAGAUGGCAGAGUUUAGCAGACCCAACACGAAAGAACCGCCAAUUUUGAUCGAUAGCGACGGUACUGUUUUCUAG